This is a messenger RNA of Amoebophrya sp. A120, 5411 nucleotides long. Lineage: Eukaryota; Dinophyceae; Syndiniales; Amoebophryaceae. The record is from the annotation of a GenBank genome assembly.
GUGAAGGUCUUCAGGAACGACAACGAAAAUCAAGAUGCACGAGGCUGUCGUUAUCGACUGAUCUUUUCUUUAACACUAAGCACAUUUUUUCUGCCACCUGGCGUCUGUUGCCUCCUUCUAUGUUGAGUAAGACUGCUAUAGUGCUGCGCCAGCAAGAUGAGAUCAUAAAAAGCUAAAACUAUUGAAAAGCAAGCACGAAUAAAAAUACGAUAGUACAGUGAGACGAGCAGCGGUCCUGAUCUUGUUUGCACUACUAAGUACACUACAAGGAAACAAAAAUCUACUUCACCAGCAGCGUCCUAAGCGUGGACAAGGAAAUUACCAUGUUUCUACGACCCGCUAGUACUACUCCUUCACAGGAGGAGGCGCCCGCUGCCGCCUUCGCGUCUGCGGCUCUCCGCGGAAAUGUGGUGGAACAAGACGGAAAAAUUUUGAAGAAGACCACACCAGCACACGACGAGACGAGCAGACUUCCGUACCAGCAAGAUGUUGAAGCAGGAGAACAACAUGGUUCUCGUUCUGCUGUAUGCACCUCCCGCGUUCUCCGGUUUCCGCUGUCGAAGCAGGAUCCGUGGCAGAAGGAGAAGCUGGAACUGUUGAACAAAAUCGAGCAGGAGGAAAAAGAAAAUGAGAGUUUUCCUCUUCAAAGUUGUCACAGCGUUAAGAACAUUCUUGUCCAGUACGAAGAAAAGAAAGAAACCGUGGUCGUGACGAUCUCGCUUGCUGGCGGUUGCGGCGGUCGUGGUGAUCUCGUUCUUGCUGCGCAAAAUGAUCAUGGUGACCACAAUGUUGACGAAAAGGUCCAACAGCAUGAUCAGGCAGAAUCUAGUACCGGUGGUGGAGCCACGGAAACUGCAAGCCGAGAAACCACGACGACAACACAGGACCUCAAUCUGUUCGAACUUCUGCUCCGGAUCGCCGAUAUUCUCACCCAAAACGUCCACGACCUGUACUUCGAAGAGACAAGAGACCCGCGGAGAGGCUUGUUUCUGCUACACAAGCUCAGUUUCAUCGAUGGGACGUUGGAAUUGCUGGAGCCGGAGAAAAAAGACCUGCUCGCGAAAAUUCAGGAGUACUGCGACGGUGUUCUUACCAAUGCAUCGUCGACGUGGUCGGGUGCUGCUUUUCAUUCACCUACCGCAUCUGGAGCAGCAGCUGCAGCUCCAGGCUCUUUACAUCAAUCCGACGUCGCGACACCGUCCUCGACCACGGCUAGUACCGUGAACAUGUUGAGCAUGGGUGAUACAAAAGACCAUGUAGCUUCUUGCGUUCAGCUCCUUUCGGAGAAGCUGUUCGACGUGGAAAGUCUGACCACCACGACUUGCACGACUAGUACACCUAGCACGUCGACGAGUUGUCAAGACAUCGAUGAAACCCACAAGAACUGCCGGAUCGGGAACAAUUUCCUGCACCCCAACCUCCAGGUGGGCAAUUCGAAGGUCUCCGGCGACGGGCUGUACGUGAAGGGCAACACCGACGGGCUGCGGUGCAACGACACGAUUUUGAAAAUUUCCGCCACCCACAUUCUGAACGCGGUCACGGCGUUUCGCGACGCGGCAUUUCGCAAGUACUACCACUUACUAAGGUUAGAGCAGUGCGACGAGGAACACAUCGCCAUGGCCUACCUGAUCUACCUGCGGAAACGGUUUGACAUGGAGGCCGCCGCUGGUGGUGGUGGUGUAAACGCGGGGGUCGUGGAAGGAACCGAUAAAGAACUAUCCGAAGAAGUAAAGAAAGCCGGUGGAGAGAAUCUCCUAAGUACGAACUCAGCGGGACGACGGGGAGCAAGAACUUCUGCCUACAGCUCCUCCCACCCGCUGCACUACCUGAUCCACAACAACCUACCGCAAACGCUGGACGACUGCUAUGGCUUGGUUAGAUGUUACAAUCUCAAACGUUGCAAUAGAAUUUGAAACUUGUGCUGCAUGAUGAGCAUGACAGACUCGCAGAGGGUUCCGCUUUCUGCAAUACAAAUUUCGCCAGAUUGUAAUCGGGUUUGGGACUCCGGAACUUGUCAUGCGCAAUCCUAUGAGAGUGGGCUAGAAUUACAUGCGCUCCUGCAUCACAGAUUUGCAUAUUCUAUUGUAACGCUUGAGAUUGUAACAGCUGAGCAGGUUAUAACUGCCCGCCAACGCUUUUGCAGUGGCCCGAGGAAGCUCUGGAGAAUCUCUACUGCCCGCAGGUAAUUUUUCAGGUGGAGGCGCAGCGCAUGGAAGUCAACGAAUUCUACCGGUCUCUGAGCCAGGUGGUGUUCAACUAUGAGAAACACAAGCAGAUUCACGAGGACUUCAAGCAGAAUGCUCAAAAUGAAAAUUGUGUUGGCUCAUCUCCUUCCAGUUGCAUUCUUGGAGAGGAAGUAGGGGACCACGCGGCCGACAAAAUGAACGUCGACGGAGACGAUGACGAGAACCAUGCGAGCGAAAUUUUUAUUGCUGGACAGCAAGAUGGAGAAAUUGGGACAACAAGUACCCGAGCAGGAGGACCACGACCUGCGACGUGGGUGCAGGAGGAGAUUCCAAGAUGCGAUCGCAUUCCGGAAGUCACGUUUGAGGACGUUUUGUACGCGAAAGUGGUCUUCGACAGUCGCGCCUUUCAGAUCGAUUUCAAAGUCUGCCAAAAGACGCAUCGACCGAGGCAGGAAAGCGAAAGCGCCGAUGAAAAUUUUUCUGCUGAAGACGAGCAAGAGCAUGAAGGAGAACAAAACCAGGACCAGGAGGAUGCCGAAAUGCAGCUGAAUAGCUCGACGGAGUCUACUUUUACUGCCGACGGCGACGGCGGUGCCAUGGAGAUCGAGGCGCACCAAAAGGGCGAUGAGCAUCAAGGUGAAGCAGGAGCGUAUGCGCAGCAAGAAGUUGCUCUGCAGCAACAAGCAGCUAUGGAUACAACUUCUAUGGCAAUUUGCUCCUCUAGUACCAGUAUCAAGUGCAAAUAUGUCUGGGGCUGGAAGGUUGCAGAGGUUUAUGGUGCAGCUUUGGCAUGACCCAGAAGGGCUACCAUGCACGCCCCAGCAUCACAGGUUUUUAGAAGGUCUCUUAAUGCGUAAUCCGCAUGACAAAGCCCUUCUUUCGGUGGCCAGAAAUGUGCAACUUUUGGCUUCCUUGCAUGACAGAUUUUUGUGUCAUGUGCAAUGCGCAUCACAAGUUCGCAUCUUUCCAGACCCAGACAUAUUUGCAAUGCAUAACUAGCUGCUCCGCGGAAGAGUUGCGAAAAGACGAGAAAUAUGAAUUGCAAAAGUAUCGUACUCGUAUUGCAAUCAUGCAUUACAAAUUUUUUUCUUAAUGUAAAUCAGCAUUACAAAAAAUUUUCUUUCUCAUGCUUCGGAAAUUUGUAUUGCAUUUAUACCAGUACGAUACUUUUGCAAUUCAUAAGGAAACCAUGACCUUCGCGAAGCCGGCAAGCAGCUCCUGUUCUGCCCAAGGGGACGUGAACCGUCACGACCCGCCGUCCUGCGCGGACGAGGAUUCGUCCGAUCAUAGCGGAGAUGAAGUAGAGGGCGAUGAACUACAAAACACGUGUGGGGCAGGAGAAGCAGCCUCCUCUUCUGAAGACACUAAACCGCAGUAUAUUGACGGCGAGUGGUUUCCGUUCUCGAAGUAUCAACUGCAAAAAUGUCUGGGUCAGGAACAUUCUGACAAUUGUCAUGCACGUUUUGCAUGAGCCCUGAUGUCUGUGAUGCAUGCCCUAGCAUCACAUAUUUUUUCAGAGCUUCUUCAUGCCUAUUCCGCAUGACAAAUGCCCUCUCCGCGUAGCAAAAAUUGCAUUCCUUUUGGUACUCAUGCAAUACAUUUUUUUUUAGAGUCCAUAGUUAGCAUCACAAGUUCCAACCUUCCAGACCCAGACACUUUUACACUUGAUACGAAAGUGACUUGUCUCGUCCCCUUCGCCGACUACCUAAACCACGACCGCUCUUCGCCGAUCUGCGUGCCAAGAUUCGAGGCAGACAAAACUUGUCGUGCGGGAAAGCAAGAGGACGGAAACUUGUCAUGCAGAAGCACCAAGACCAGCCCGUCCCUGGGUCACUUCAUUCUGCAGACGGCCGCGAACGUUGUCCCUGCUCGUCCGGCAACUACUACGAGCGAGCCCACGAGCACGACGAAGAAUCUUCAAACAGAAACACCAAUUUCCUGCCCCCUUCCACCAAAGCAGCUUUGUCUGAACUACGGCCCGUUGCAAAACUGGGAGCUGUUGCAGUACUACGGCUUUUGCUUUGACCGCAAUCCAGCUGACACACUGCAGCUGGACCUCGGGGAGCCGGAGGAUGCCGAAGUGCAACUGUUGCUGCACAUGCACAAUGUCACGACCAGCCACGUGCUGUCACAUAUUGUGCCGACGACGAGCAACAGGACAGGAACAGCGUUGAUCGCUACUAGUACUUCUUCUUCGACGAGUUGUCCAGAACAAGCGGCUGUUCCCUGGCCACUUUCGAAGAAGCUGCUCAUCUGCUUGCGCAUUCUCCACGGCAUUGAUAGUGAGGACUUGCAGAAUUCUCUGUUCGAGAAAAACGAAGCCCGUUGCGCGGCAGACUUGCAAAUUGUGGAGACGUUGAAGGACGUGUUGAACGAACUACUCACCCCCGCGGACUCGGUGUUGCACGAGUCCGUGAUGACGCCAACGAACAUACCAAACGGAAAAAUGGGCCACAGCCAAAAUUUCAAAAUUUUGUUUUUCCGAUUGAGGUGGCCAAUGUGAGUUCUCGAGAUGGAGCACUUCUGCCAGUGCGUAUUUUCCCAGGCCGGGGCGAGGAUCACGGGUUGGCGGGAAAAAUUUUGAAAAUUUGAAAAUUUGGCUGUGGCCCAUUUUUUCGUUUGGUAGAACAAAAUUUGGGAGUCGCACGAGCAGUUUGGGGUGUUAGCGCAGAAAUUCCGGGAGUCGCAGCGGAUGCUGGUGAUGAGCAACUUGACGGCGUUGGAGGACUUUGAGCAGGAGUGUUUGAGGGUGAUGACAAAGAGGGGAUCUACGGGAAGUGCGAAAAGCAACAAAGGCAGCGGCGCUAGUACUUCUACUUCUUCUACGGGUGGUGCCCGUGGAGCAGGUGAUCGUAGUGCAGGUGCAGCUAGCGUUCCUGGGGAUGGAAAUAAACAAACAGAAAAUACUACUAGCACAUCGAAUGGACCGGCGGGAAAGAGGAGAAAGCGGCAACGGCGGUGAACAAGAGUUAUUUUUUGGAAAGCCUAAGUACUAGGACAGAGCGAGAGGUUGAUGUUCUGGAUCAUGCGAGUCGGAAGUAGAUGGAAAAAAGAAGGACGACUUGGAGUCGUAUGAAGGUCAGUUUCCUAUUGAAAACUUGGAUUCAGUGAAACUCUGUUACGGAAUAAAGAAGGAGAAGUUCUGUUUGUGACGCGCCCUGAUAACAUUCUUCUCAUGCCUUUGCACAAACAUAAUCGAGAUCUAUGUCCAAUCCAGAGCACCAU